Molecule: messenger RNA, 3334 nt
Organism: Ectocarpus siliculosus
Lineage: Eukaryota; Phaeophyceae; Ectocarpales; Ectocarpaceae
Source: the annotation of a GenBank genome assembly
AUGUUGCCAUUUCGAGGAGGAACGGAGGAAGCAGCAUCGCCGGCGUCACCGCAGCAACAGCACCUGGAGAGCGGCGCCAACAGCAGCAAAGCGGCGGGAUACUCGGGAGGAGAGAGCUUCAGCGGCAACUCUGCCGAUUCCGACGGCCAGAGGAAGAAAAAGCUGCCGGCGCGCCAACAACGCGCAGCACCUUCUCGGAAGGAAGGCGUCGAGGGGCACUACACGCCCUCGGUCAAGGGACAUUACACGCCCGCGGUGGGGACGAGACCCCGCGAUCCGCGUAAAGCAAAGUCACAGCGCGCCGGCGCCGUCGGCAGCAGCAGCAGCAGCAGCAAGGAUGCCUACAAGAUCCCCAAAAAUAGCGGGAGCAGCUCUCGAGGACAAGACUCCUACACCAUCCCCAAGAAGACCGGCGGUACUUCCAGACCCCAAACCAAAAUCGUUUACAGCAAGAGCGAAUUGAGGAUGUACGGGGAUGCCCAGCGUAGCUCCGAGAGAACGGACCCACGCGAGAGCCGGUCGGGAGAUGCAAACGAUUUCCGUCGCUCCGACGGCUCGGGCGGGCGCGUUGGUGCGGGCGAACGGCCGCCAGAGAAAGACGAUCGACGCUUCUCUUCCCGCGAUAACAACUGCAGUCGCGACGGCCGCAACGACAGGGACAAAGACCGGCGUUACGCGAGCGGCGGUGGCGACCACAAGGAUGGUUCCCGCCGUCAGGCGAGGGAUGACGGCGCCGGCCGUUGGUCGAACGACGGAAGCGAGAGGUACGGAAGAAGCCGGGAACACGAAGAGAACAACCGACGCGGGAGCGGUCGUGACAGGCAGAAGCAGAGGGCCGGGAAGUCCUGCCCUCCCCCUAGCGCUGAGAAACGACGUGACGCGAGCGCAGGUGCUCGCGCUACCACGGCGUUGAUGUCACCGGAACAGGAACGAGACGACGAGAUUGCCGAGCUCGCUAGCCAGCUCACGGCUCUUGAGAUAGACGCGGGCAAGGGAAGCGUCGACGACGAGGGCAAGGAGAAGGUGGCCAACGGCGGCGAUGCGGGGAAGGGGAAGGCAUACCUGUCGCUGGAGGAGUACAAAGAGGCCACCGCGUCAGGAGAGAUCAAGCCGUACAAGGGCACAAAGUACCAGACGGUGGACGACCGCUACGCCGACGGCUGGGCCUAUAACCCCACAACCCGCCGCUGGAUCAAGGUCGCCUGCCAGGAAAAGAAGGAUGCCAUAGAGGCCCUCCCAGCACUCCUCGCGAGAUUGGAGCUAAUGGAGAGCAGAGACAAGCUAGCGACCCAGCGAUCCCAGCUACUAGAGACGAAGGUCGAAGAGAUCAAGAAGAAGAAGGACACAGUUUCUCUGGCGAUGCCGACGGCUCCUGUGCUGGUAGCGUUCGACACGAACUGGCUCAUCCACCGGCUUGCCGAUACCAUGUGCCGCGUGAGCGACAUCGCGGGCAGGCAGAAGGACACCUCCGUCCUCAUACCCAAGGCGGUGUUGACCGAGCUGGACAGGCUCAAGACUCGCGGAAGAGACGAGGCUACUCGCUCCAGCGCGCAGAAGGCCAACCGAUACUUCCGAGGUCUCGUCGAAAAACCUCUCGAGCGCGGAAGGGAAUUCCCCGUCGUUCGCGUCCAGGAAGACACGGAGCUUUUCCGGGACAACGGACAUCACAGUAGGCCCGAGGGCCUCGGCGGCGACGACUCGAUUCUCAACUGCUGCAUGUUCUUCACGCAAGGAAUCGACACGCCGCGCAAGGUGACCCUCGUCACCGGCGACAACAACUUCGCCAUUCGCGCCACCGCGCACGGGUUGACGACCACUGGCCGUCCGCAAUGCGAUCCUGGGCAUUGCCGCAUGCCCCUCUGCCCUGCCCCUCCCCGCCCUUCCCCGUUCUCGCGCGGCUAUUGAUGAGAGAAGGCACCAUAGGUGAAGUAAUGUAUCAUGUCUCUCUCCCUUUGGACCGUUGCCGCCUGAUGUUUCCACGACCGUACUAGGUAGGGAUCGGCACCGAAGGGUAGGGUUCGUAAUCAAUCACGACUUCGGCAUUCGAGAAAUCGAUCGCAGUCAUUUGAUUUCCCCACCCCACUCAUGUUAGCGCUAGUCGGAAGGCGGGGGUGCCACUGUCGGAUGGGCCAUGACUUGAGACGAUCACGGCCUUUGUACCGUGGUACGACACCCCUCAUGUGCAAUGCCAUGGAAGAGUUGUUGUGGGGGCGGGACUUGGUGUGUUCUCCGUCGUUCUGUUGUUACGUGAGGGUGAUUUGGGGCAAGCAUUGCCGAACAAACGAACGAGUUGGCGUCUGUUUGCCUGCUUCAGUACCCAUUGUUUUCGGGCUUAGUGGCGUUCACCAUGUCUCUCUGGCCCUUGUGCCGCCGCCCUGUGUUGUUUUUUCUGAGGAUGAACAUAUCGGAAUGGUGAUGUGAUGCAAUGUACCUUGUUUUCGGAGACGAUAUUUGGCGAGAGCCGUCUUGGAGACGGGCCCUCUUCAACGCAUCAAAAUGGGUCAUAUUUGAUAGCCUAGCCAGAUCAUCAUGACUUAGAUGAUCAGUGCUGUUGUGUUACGGCAGACGGGGAGAGAGGAGUGAUUGGUGCGUGUUUGUACCUGGGCUCGUACCUGGGCAAUUGCAUUUUUGAAAACCUAUUGAUUGCAAAUGAUUUGCAUGGAUGAUCGCAAAACGUGUGUACUCGCUGUGAGAGACUGGUUAGAUUUAUCGCUAAAGGGCGAGUCUCACCUUUCGAGUUUUUUCGCAUUCGCUUGUGUUUCCCUGUAUCAGGUCAAUUCUGCGUAUUUUCUUCAUGCGUAUCCGAUGUCGAACAAAUAAAAAUAAAAAUAAAUCGAAAUAUCUGGGCCUCGGAACUGGUACAAUCGCCCUUUCCUUCCACUUCACAAGUGUUGGCAACACCUGUCCAUUGUACAUAGUUCGCGACACCUCCGUUACAGCCAAGACUGAAAGAUUUGGGGUGAUAGUGUUUUAUGGGGUACCAGUUACCAGGGAUGGAUAUGCGUUUCUGGUGCAUACAAACUAGCGGUGGUUCAUCGUGGUUAUAUACUGCUGUGGUGGAUAAUGCGGUAUAUUUCUGUGAGGUGCAUGCGAGGUGCAUAGUCACACAUGGCUGUCUGCCCAUCUGCCGCCUCUUUGUUUUGUUCUGUUGCCUCCAUUACUCCCAUGCCCUGGUGCGUAGUGCCUGAUGCUGGUACGGUACCCUUUGAUUUUUUUAGGCGGGUGUGGGAAGCGUCCUCCUUUUUCCCUGUUUCCCUUUUUAUUUUUGCCGUUAUUUUUGUUUUGUUUUAUUUUGAUCGGUUUCCUAGGGCUCCUUUUCUCGACCGGUCGGUGC